AUUUGCUCGAGUUAAUCAUUUAAAUAAUAAAAAUUGUGAAAGUUAAGAAUCAAGUGCCUUCAAUUUUUCAUUUUUGAAGAUGUCUCAUGCUUGCGAUUUACACAAAGCAUUUGAAGAAAAGUCACAAAAAAGAUUUAUUGAAGCAUUGGAAGUAUUUGAAGUUGAUCCCAAUGCUACGGCAGAUAAUGACCCUAGAACAGUAUUUGAAAGAAUUUUAAAUACGCCUGACUCAGCUUGGUACAUCGAAAAAUGUAUUGAAUAUGGAGCUGACUUUAAUGUGAAAAAUAUGAACAACGAAUAUCCAAUACAUUACCUGAUAAAAUCACUUUGUAUUAAAAAUUUGAAAGCUGUUGAGCGUUUCCUACGUAUCGAUGAAUCCAAAGUUAAAGCUUCUCCAUAUGUGAAUGUAAAGGAUAUUCGUGAUCAAAACUGCUUGCAUAUAAUAGCUGAAAAACUCAACGAUGAAAAUAAGGACGAUAUAAUUGAGCUGAUGUGUACUUUACUGUCUUAUGGAUGCAACAUAAAUUCUCCAAAUGAUGAUCAGGAGACUCCGUUCUUUAUUGUGGUUAGAGAGCUACUGAAAUGGGAAAACGGACAAGAGGUAUUUGACAAACUUUUAGCGUCAACGACAAUUGACUUUCAUACUCAUAAAGGCGAUGAGAUUAUCAAAAUGGUGAAAGAUAAAUACAUAGCAACAAUACCAGAAAGAGAGAAAUUCGUCAUGUGCUAUGAAGAAAUGAAAAAACUUCUCGAAUCUGGAGAUAUAAAUAAAUUUGAGACAUUAUUCUCCUACUACAAACCAGACAGUGAUCAAAGUUUCCUUGACGAUUGCUAUUCUUACUUAGAAAUUGCUGUCCAAAAAUCUUACAUCAACAUUGUCGAUUUACUGAUCAAAAAAAGAAUUAACUUUAACAGGUUGCCUGUAGCAAAUAAGGCAAAUCGAAUCACACCUCCAUUUCUAGCGUAUAAAAAUGCAAAUGUUGGAAUCUUCAAGUCCUUCUUGCUAGCUAAAGAACAUCAAAAAUUUCCAGCUCAGUACAGAAACAUUCAAUGCAAAAGUGAAUACGAAAUUGAGUUCUACUGUGGUGAGAACAAAGAUAAGACAUUACUGCAUCAGUUUUUCUCAAAUGUUAAAGGAAACCAAAGCGUUAAAAAUUGUAAGACAAUAAAAAUGAGUAAAAAUGAGAAGAAGUGCUUCAAACUUUUAAUAAAUGACAUCCGAUGUGAUCAAGACUAUUUAAAUGCACUCGAUGAGGAAGGAAAACCAGUGAUUUAUUACGCAGUUAAAUACAGCGUUGACUACAUGACAUUCAAGUUGCUCGAAAAGGGUGCAUAUAUCGGACAUGUUGUGACUAAAAUUCGAAAUAGUCUGCUUAGUGAUCUACUUGACAGUUCCAUCACAUCGAAUGAUGAGUUUCACGACAGUAAAGAAUAUGAAAUAACAGCGAAUUAUGGAUUUCUUAUGCCUCCAAUUGAAAGCUGUAAGGAUGUUAGAGCCAAUAGUCAGGGAAAGGACAACAUUUCAAUGCACACCUUCAAUGGAAAUUCCAGGAAAGGCUCUCAGGAAGAUCUUGAACAGAAUAAUUUAACCAAAACAACACAAGACGUUAAAAAGCAGCAACAUUUAGAGAUGAACGUAAUUAAAUCACUGGCUGAAGAUUAUGACUACAGGCAGUUUGUCAUGCAUCCUGUUUUGUCAUCAUUCAUUUUUCUAAAGUGGAAAAAGAUAAGGUUCGUCCUACAUGUGAAUUUAAUGACAACUCUACUAUUCAUACUCACUUUCAUACCGUAUAUUAUGAUUGAUCGGUACAUUAAGGAGAAUAAGAAGGUUUUGGAAAGUUCAAAUGCAGAGGAUGGUGAAAUAAUGAAGGAAAGUGAAGUUGUCAUUUUGAUCAACAGAAUAUUUUUGGGACUAGCAUUCUUUAGUGUGUUUUUAAUGAUUGUUCGCGAAGCUUGUCAAUUUUCACUGUCCAAAAAAUCCUAUUUCUUGUCAAUCUCAAACUGGAUGGAUCUUAUCUUGAUUAUUGCUUCAUUAAUUUUUCUAUUUACUGAAAUUGAACUUCCGAUUCUUCAAACUUUGAUAAUUAUACUAGCAACUUCUGAAUGCUUUCAUCGAUUUGGAUACUUGCCAUAUUUGUCAGUUUCAUUGCAUGCAAAGAUCUUCAGAAAGGUUCUUGGGACAUUUUUAAAAUCACUGGCAUUUUUUUCCAUCAUGAUUGUUGGGUUCAUGCUAGCUUCUUAUACUUUAUAUAGAGAAAAUAUUGCAAGACUUAUGAGCACAACUUUAAUUAUGAAUAUAACGAAAGCUGAACUAACUUCAAGGAAAGUUAUAGAAAAUCCACUUGAAUAUAUUGGUGUGUUGGGCAUUAGUGCAUCUGUGGAUGACAAUACAUACAUUGGACUUUGUGCUCUUAUCCUAUUCAUUGUUGCUCUUUUAUUGCUUAACUUACUUAAUGCUCUGACUGUUUCUGACACUCAAGAAAUUAAAUCAGAUUCAAAACUUAUCGAUUUAUGUGAAAGGAUAUCCGUAAUGUGUAAUCAAGAGAAUCUUUACAGUGGAACAGGCAAAAUUAAUGAUUUAAUGCAUAAUGCAGUGUCAUUAUUUUCUGAAACUUUGACAGAUGGUAAGAUUUGUUUAAAACCAAAUCUGACUCCUGAAGCAAUGACAAGUGAUGGUAAAGCAAUAAAAAAUUACUGGCUUCAAAGCAUUUUGUGUUAUUUCGAUCGUCACAUGACUAUGGAUUCAGAAAUAUUAAGGAACAUGCGGACACUGUUAGUUAAAAAACGUGAGGAUUUGAUCAUUAAAGAUUAUAAGGAAAGAAGGUUUGAAAAAAUGGUUAAUGAUGUCUUGAAGCUUAAUGAGCAGAAGAAAAGUGUGAAAUAAGUUUUAAUUUUAAGUUAUGUCAAUUUUUAAUGAAAUCUAAUGGUUUCUAGCAGAGCUUGAAUAGAUGAAAUUUUGUAUGAAGUCGAGUCGACUCGCAGUCAACUCCGUCAUUCAAAAUCGAUAAAAAUUUAGAGUUUGGCUUCUUGCUCUGGUUUUUAAGGGCUAUCCGAGGUAUCCCAAUUUUUGUAUUCAAUAUAUUUUUUUAAUUUUGAGUCAUAAAAUAUGAUUUAGUAACAAAUAAGUUUAAAUAAGCAAUAAAAACUUUUUAUUUUUGUAAGCCUUUAUAGUUGCUUGCUUUAAAUUCAUAAAAUUACUUUACCUGUCAAUUAAUCAACCCGAUUCUACUGACGAAAUGUAAACAAAAGUU
Molecule: messenger RNA, 3251 nt
Organism: Chironomus riparius
Lineage: Eukaryota; Metazoa; Arthropoda; Insecta; Diptera; Chironomidae
Source: the annotation of a GenBank genome assembly